Molecule: messenger RNA, 1023 nt
Organism: Pezoporus flaviventris
Lineage: Eukaryota; Metazoa; Chordata; Aves; Psittaciformes; Psittacidae
Gene: TNFRSF9
Product: TNF receptor superfamily member 9
Exons: 7
Coding region: 21-857 (278 amino acids)
Biological process (GO): regulation of cell population proliferation
Cellular component (GO): external side of plasma membrane
Molecular function (GO): cytokine binding; signaling receptor activity
Source: RefSeq, a predicted model, not a curated record
CGCCGCCGCGCACCGACCCCAUGGCAGCGCCGGCAGCGCGGGCGCAACUCGCGCUGCUGCCGGCGGCGGUGCUGGCGCUGGCGCUGAGCCCGCAUCCCGCGGCCGCGGUGCCGUGCGGCGCUGACUGCCCAGCGGGUACCUUCGUGGCGAGCGCGGACUGCUGGCGGGCCGGGCGGUGCCGGCCCUGCCCUCCCGACACGUUCUCCAGCGAGGCGGGACUCGACGUUUGCACCCUGUGUCGGAAGUGCGAAGGAAUAUUCAUGUACUUAGAAGAAUGUACCUCAAAAAGCGAUGCUGUCUGCACGUGCACGGAGGGGUACCGCUGCAGUGGCGACGGCUGCUCCCGCUGCGACCGGAGCUGCGGCGUGGGCCAGGAGAGCACCAGGAGUGGUUGCCGAGCUUGCCGCUAUGGAACUUUUAAUGAUCAGCCUGAUGGCUCCUGUAAAAACUGGACCAAGUGCUCUGCAAACCAAGUCCUGGAGCCUGGAACUGCAGCAAAAGAUGUCAUUUGCAAACACGCUUCAGAUAAUCCCACUUUAGUCACUACUCUGUCUACCACAGCUCCUGCAAUUCCAUUUUCUAUCACUGUGCCAGGGAAGGACCUCCAGAUGGACGUUGUCAGAAUUUCUCUUGCUGUAGCUGGGCUGCUGUGCAUAGUGUUUCUGCUGCCUUCAUGCAUAUGCUUCAGUAUCUGGCAGAAAAAGAAACUACAUGCUGUCUUCAAGAAAAUGCAUACAACAUCUGAACAGUCAAUUCAGGAAGAUGAUGCCUGCAGCUGCCGCUUCCCUGAGGAAGAACAAGGUGAAUAUAAGGAUUGUGGCAAAUCCACAGAAUUCAGAGAUCUUCUGGUGAACUAGGAACUGGACUGUCCAGGUCAUCCACACUGGAAUUUCCUUUUGGGACAGGGACCUGUUUAUAUAAAUAGAGGGUAUCAGAACUUGUCAAUUUCCAAGGGUUAAAUAGCAGCCACUGAGGGAAAAUUGGAUCUUUUCCAUCUCAAAAAAUAAAUAAAAAAUACUUUUU